AUGUCAACUGCUACUGCAACAUACCGUGUGAAUUAUUCAGAAUAUAUGGCUGACGUUACUGGUAGUCCAAAAACAACAAGAAAGUCUGCAAUUACAGGUAUCAUACCUACCAAUAGCCCUGUUGUCAAUCGACAAAAUCAAGGUAUACAACAAAACGGAGCAAUGCCAACAUACGGUGGUGGUUCUGAUAAAUGUGCUCGAUGCUCAAAAAAUGUUUAUUUAGCAGAAAAAAAAGUUGGAGCUGGUCGUUCAUUUCAUAUUCGAUGUUUUAGUUGUCGAACAUGUAAUCGAAAAUUAAAUGCAACAAUAUUAUCUGAGCAUAAAGGUGAAAUUUAUUGUAAAACAUGUUAUACAAGACAAUUUGGUGUUCAUGGUUUGGCUAGUGGUGUUACAAUGACAACGGAAACUCCAGCACGUGAAAGUCGUCCUUCACGUCGUUCAUCUUAUGGUAGUGAUCUUGAUGCACCAAUUAUAACACAUCAAGAAACACGACAACGUGCACAUUCAAAUGAUAAUACACUUCGUGGUGAACAUGGUGCUAUACUUAAUGAUGAAUUACCAAAAAUGUUUCCAUGGCGUAAUGAUGUUUUACCUGAACAACGUUCACCACCAAUCAAUACGGAACGUGAUCAUAUUGCUGAUAAAAAUAAUCAACGACCAAUUAGUCAAAUUGGUUUUCAAAGAGUUAUUGAAUCAACUAAUAGCAAUAAUAAUUAUCGUCAAUCAACAAUUAAUAGAGAAGAUGAUCGAAAUAAAUAUGUAUUUGAUGAUGAAAAAACAUAUUAUGCUAAUCGAACAUCAGCUAUUAUUGAUAUGCCUGUUAUUUCACCACCUAAACGAUCAGAUUCAAAAAUUGAAAGAAUUGAAAAGCCAAUAACACCAACAUACAGUGAUGAAAGAAUUCGAAGUCCAUCACCAAUAUCAACAGAUACUUAUCGACGACAAAGUAGUCGCGAUCAUCAAAUUGAUAUAUCAGAUAAUUUUUCUCGUUUAACAAUAAAUGAAAAUCAACAGGAAUUCAGUAAUCAAAAAUACUCGAAUGAUAAUAAAACAUCAAAUAUGAUUCUAUCGGAAAAUCCACUUGUAAAACCAACUUAUUCUCAUUCAUCAUCAUAUGAAAAUAAACAAAUACCAACGAAUACAAAUAAUUUUUAUCGUGAACAAAGUCAUUCACAUGAUUAUUCGAAUGAUAAUGAAGCAACGAAUGUAAUUACUUCAGAAAAUCCAAUUUUAAAACCAACAUAUUCUCAUUCAUCAUCUUAUGAAAACAAACAAAUACCAUCGAAUACAAAUAACUUCUAUCGUGAACAAAGUCAUUCGCGUGACUCAUCACCAUCAGCAAAUAUUAAUAGUAAUCGAUCACCUUCACCUACAAGUGGUUAUGCAUCAUCAAGUGUUCAUGGAGAAGGAAAAUUCCGUGAUUCAACAUCACCAUCAGCAGUCAAUAUGCCGCAAUAUGAUUAUCUUAAUGCUCGACCAUCAAAUACCAAUGUUGUUGAUCGACGUCCAACACAACCUGGACAAAACGAACGAACAUCAGCUUUACAUGAAUUUGUUUCAAAAACAAAUCUUCCAGUACCAACAGCUGGUGAAAAAUAUUCAGCAAUCAGUGCUUUAGUUCACCCUAUUCGACCACUAUCGCAAUUAAAUCAAUCAAGUAACGAUGAUUUUGACAACUAA
Messenger RNA from Rotaria sp. Silwood2, 1680 nucleotides. NCBI's taxonomy places the organism in Eukaryota, Metazoa, Rotifera, Eurotatoria, Philodinida, Philodinidae. The record is from the annotation of a GenBank genome assembly.